Messenger RNA from Paramecium primaurelia, 2834 nucleotides. Lineage: Eukaryota; Ciliophora; Oligohymenophorea; Peniculida; Parameciidae. The record is from the annotation of a GenBank genome assembly.
GAAAAUGCAGGACUCUUUUUAAGAGAAGGAAGCUCUAACAGAAAUUUUUGAUUUAAUAAAAGAUGUAGAUAUACAACUCUUUGGGGUCAUAUUAGAUAUAUUAAGAAAGGAAAAAGUUUAAGAUUGCAUUGGAUUUCUAUCAGAUAUUGGGGAUCAGAGACAACUAGAAUCAUAAAUUUUAUAAAAAGUAGGGAAUUCCACCCAAGCUGAUCCAGAAUCGAAAUUUUCUGUUAUUAGAAAUUACUUAAAAUAAAUUACAUAUGUCUUAAAAAAAUUAAAAGACCAUGACUUCAAUUAUAAAGAUUUUUCCUCUGAAGAAAAUGAAGAAUCUACAUUAAGUCUGAUUAAUAGCUUCAAGGAUAAUAAAUAGAUCAUAGAAUUUCUGUAAUUUUUAGUUCACCUCACAUCCAUAGAUGACACCAUAAUAUAAUGUGGGUCUAAUUCAUUACAUAUAUUAAUUUUAAUGAAAGCAGAUCUUAGACACAAAAAUUUUGAAAAAAUAAAAAUCUAAAAUACUUCUUUAGUAGGAGCUAAUUUUGUUAAGUGUAAUAUUAGUGAAUCCUAAUUUAAUAAUGUCAACAUAAGUGGAAUAAAUUUAAAUGGGGCAUUAUUAUUUAAUUGUAAAUGGAAAGAUUUAAAAAUCACGGAAUUAAAUAAACUUAAUGGUCAUACCAGUUCAAUCAAAUCAAUUUGUUUUUCUCCUGAUGGAAAAACAUUAGCUUCUAGUAAUAAGGAUUAGUCUAUCCGUCUUUGGGAUGUCAAAACAGGAUAAUAGAAAGCCAUGUUAGAUUGUCAUAGUGACAGAGUAUUGUCUAUCUGUUUUUCUCCUGAUGGAAAUACAUUAGCAUUUGGGGUUAGAGAUUGCUCUGUUAGACUUUGGGAUGUGAAGACUAAAAAAAAAUGUGCCAAAUUAAUUGGUCAUAAAAAUUGGGUCGACUCAAUUUGUUUCUCUCCUGAUGGAAAUACAUUAGCAACUGGUAGUUAUGAUAAAUCUGUCCGUUUAUGGGAUAUCAAAACAGGAUAAUAAAAAGCUUAAUUUAAUAAUCAUACAUUGAGGGUAAACUCAGUCUGUUUCUCUCCUGAUGGAAAGACAUUAGCAUCUGGUAGUGAUGAUAUGUCUAUCCGUCUUUGGGAUGUCAAAACAGGAUAAUAAAGAGCUAAAUUAGAUGGUCACAGUGAUUGUGUUAGAUCUGUCUGUUUCUCUCCUGAUGGAAAGACAUUAGCUUCUGGUAGUAAUGAUAAGUCUAUCCGUUUAUGGGAUAUCAAAACAGGAUAAUAAAAAGCCAAAUUUAAUGGUCAUAGUAGUUUUGUUAGAUCUGUCUGUUUCUCUUCUGACGGAAGGACAUUGGCAUCUGGUAGUAAAGACAACUCUAUUCGUGAAUGGGAUGUCAAUACAGGGUAUUAAAAAGCCAAAUUAGAUUGUCGUAAAGAUACUGUUAAAUCUGUCUGUUUCUCACCUGAUGGAAAUACAUUAGCUUAUGGUAGUUAAGAUAACUCUAUUUGUCUAUAGGAUGUCAAAAGAGGAUAAUAGAAAGCCAAAUUAGAUGGUCAUAUUAGCAGUGUCUACUCAGUCUGUUUCUCACCUGAUGGAAAUACAUUAACUUCUGGUAGUGAUGAUGGCACUAUCCGUCUAUGGGAUGUCAAAACUGGAUAAUAAAAAGCAAAAUUGUAUAGUCAUACUAGCACGGUUAACUCAGUCUGUUUCUCUCCAGAUGGAAAUACAUUAACUUCUGGUAGUGAUGAUGGCACUAUCUAUCUAUGGGAUGUCAAAACUGGAUAAUAAAAAACCAAAUUAAAUGGUCAUACUAGUUCAAUUAUGUCAGUCUGUUUCUCAUCUGAUGGAAAUACAUUUGCUUCUAGUAGUCAGGAUAAGUCUAUCCGUCUAUGGGAUGUCAAAACAGGUUAAUAAAAAGCCAAAUUAGAUGGUCAUACUAAUUGGGUCUACUCAGUUUGUUUCUCCCCUGAUGGACAUAUGUUAGCUUCUGGUAGUAAUGAUAACUCUAUCCGUCUUUGGGAUGUCAAUACAGGAUAAUAAAAAGCAAAAUUGUAUAGUCAUACUAGCACGGUUAACUCAGUCUGUUUCUCUCCAGAUGGAAAUACAUUAGCUUCUGGUAGUGGUGAUAAGUCAAUUCGUCUAUGGAAUAUCAAAACAGGUUAAUAGAAAGCCAUAUUGGAUAGUCAUGAUGAUUGUAUCAACUCAGUUUGUUUCUCUCCUGAUGGAAAUAUAUUAGCUUCUGGUAGUGAUGAUAGCUCCAUCCGUCUAUGGGAUGUCAAAACUGGAUAAUAAAAAACCAAAUUAAAUGGUCAUAGUGGAGCUGUCUACUCAGUUUGUUUCUCCCCUGAUGGAAAUACAUUAGCUUCUGGUAGUGAUGAUAGCUCUAUCCGUCUAUGCGAUGUCGAAACUGGAUAAUAAAAAGCCAAAUUAGAUGGUCAUACUCAUUAUGUUAUGUCAGUCUGUUUUUCUCCUGAUGGAAAUACAUUAGCAUCUGAUAAUGAUGAUAAAUCUAUCCGACUUUGGGAUAUUAAAACAGGAUAAGAAAUUCAAUCCUCCGAUAAAAAUUACAAAGAUAUUUUUAUAUAAUUUAAGAUUCCACUCCAAUACAAUAGUCAUAUUUUAGAAGGUAGUUUUUAAGUUUUUCAUAUUUUUAGUUUCCAAUUACAUUACCACACUUCUUAUUUCCCAAAAGGCAAUAUUCUAAUCUAAAGGAGCUUUAAUACUGAAAGGAGAAUUUUUUAAUCAAUCAGGUAUUGAUUUAAAGACAUUAUUUGAACAGAAAGGAAGUCGCAUUAUAGAACGAUUUUAGUAAUAGUAAAUUUGAUAAUUUAUCUACAGC